Molecule: messenger RNA, 579 nt
Organism: Amoebophrya sp. A25
Lineage: Eukaryota; Dinophyceae; Syndiniales; Amoebophryaceae
Source: the annotation of a GenBank genome assembly
AUGACAGCGUUUGAAUUGACCGGUUGGAAGCUUCGUCCGGCAUUGCGUGGUAUUUACCGGCUAGACACUGAGCGACAGUUUGAUCGCCGGCCCACGUUUUGGCACACCGACAACAAGUACUUCCUGUACCACGAUGGCGGGGAGGUCUUGAUUAACACAGCGGACAAGUACAAAAAAAUUUCGCAGUUUCGGAACAAUCAGCACGUUGCGAAAUUUCUAGGCCACCGCGAAGGCAUGAGUUGGUGGCACCCGAGCUGCAUGUGGGAGGAGAGGCAGGUGAGUGGCGAUAUGGAGACUGUGACGAUCAGUUGUCGUCCCGUGAGGCAGCGAUCGUUACUUCAGCAUGGCGGGCACAGUUACAACAGUAACGCAGGAGGUGGCGAGAUCACGCCAUCUACGGCUGGCCGUGGUUUGGGCAGCGAGUAUAUGAAUCAUCCUCACCAGCAUCAGCGCUACACGCCGCACGUGAUCAUUAAUACGGGGUGCUGGAUUUUCCGCGACGCGGAGCGCGCAUGUGCCACGACGCACCUUCAGGGGGGAUCGGUGUUUUUGCUGCACUCCCAGUCAUUUUUGAUCCAG